This is a messenger RNA of Daldinia childiae, 849 nucleotides long. RefSeq names its product Histone chaperone ASF1. NCBI's taxonomy places the organism in Eukaryota, Fungi, Ascomycota, Sordariomycetes, Xylariales, Hypoxylaceae. Gene Ontology annotation, biological process: nucleosome assembly; DNA replication-dependent chromatin assembly; nucleosome disassembly. Bases 1 to 849 code for a protein of 282 amino acids. The transcript has 4 exons. Gene Ontology annotation, molecular function: histone binding. Gene Ontology annotation, cellular component: nucleus. The record is from RefSeq and is a predicted model, not a curated record.
AUGUCUGUCGUAUCUUUACUCGGUGUCAAUAUUUUGAACAACCCCGCCAAAUUCACUGACAACUACGUGUUCGAGAUUACCUUUGAAUGUCUCGAACAGCUCGAAAAGGAUUUGGAGUGGAAGCUGACUUACGUUGGCUCUGCAACUUCCGACCAGUACGAUCAAGAACUCGACUCCCUCCUUGUUGGUCCCAUUCCUGUUGGUGUCAAUAAGUUCAUCUUCGAGGCAGACUCCCCCAAGACUACCCGCAUCCCCGAUGCAGACAUUCUCGGAGUGACUGUGGUCCUCCUAACUUGCUCAUACGACGGCCGCGAGUUUGUUCGUGUUGGAUACUACGUGAACAACGAAUACGAGUCUGAUGAGCUGAAUGCUGACCCCCCCGCCAAACCUAUUGUUGAAAAGAUCCGCCGCAAUGUGCUAGCCGACAAGCCAAGAGUUACACGUUUUGCUAUCAAAUGGGACUCCGAGGCAUCUGCUCCCCCAGAGUUCCCUCCUGAGCAGCCCGAGGCGGACCUCCAGCCCGACGAGGAAGAAUAUGGAGCUGAGGAGCUUGAUGAGGAUGCUGAGGAAGAAGGAGUUGAAGCGGCUGCCGAGAAUGCUGGCGAGGCUAGUGCUGCAGCAGCUGCAGCUGAUGGAGACGCUGAAAUGGAAGGUGUCGAGGAGAAUGGGGAGCCUGUUGAGGAAGACGAAAUUUCCGAGGAGGGUAGCGUCGAUCUCGAGAAUGAAAGUGAGGAUGACCUUGAGGAAGAAGUCGAGGGCGAUGUUGUCGAAGCUGGUGACGAUGCCAUGGAGGUUGACGAGAAACCAGCUGGUGAUUCAUCCAAGCCUCAAGAAGUAAUGGCCCACUAA